UUUUAUUUUCACUGUUUUUUCUUUAUGCUUGCUUCACAUUGUUUGUAGAUCCAUCUUCUAGAAUGUUCCCUUCUACAUGGCAUGAUUUUGAAAAAGCCAACCCAUAUUGCAAGUUCCAUAUUCGGGGUGUGUCAGGCAUAGAAGUAAGUUGUAGUUCAAAACCAGCUCAGUAGAGUAGAUAACAGCAUAUAAAUAAACUGAAAUUACUAAAUGCGAAGUUGCGUGGCAGUUGGAACAAAAGCUAUAUGCCCAGUAGAGGAAACUCCAAUCAAAGUAGAAUGAACAUACUGAUAUACUGCACGACUAAACCUCAAGACCCCAAAAAACAUCAUUGGCUUCCCAAACAAAAAAUUAAAGAAAAAAGUGAACUUAUGAGCAUCAACAGGGUCUCAGAAAUAUCCAACAGUUGAGCACAAAACUCGUAAACCAUAUCGUUCUCAUAAAAUGAGAACAAAUAUUACAACCGGAGAAGAAGCCAACCAUCUGAAUUUUUGUAUGAUCCUACUCCCCAAAAAUAAAAAUCAUCACCAUUUACGAUUCUUCUCCAAUUAACACUUGAAAAAGAAGAAUUACCCAAAACCCACCACUUCUUUUGUUUGCUUUUCCUUUCCAUUUUCAAAAUUCAGUGAAUCAAAACCAUGUUUGUGUUCAUUCCUAUGAGUCUCAGACUCAAAAUACCCUUUCGUCUUUCCAUUGAGCUACCAUUACCAAAUCCCACUCUAAGAAUGUCAGGAUGGGUUUCGAAUUUCAGUUCCACCAAAGCCCCUUCACCAGUACAAGAACCACAACACUACAUUCGCAUUUUCUGCAAUGCGAGGCUACACCAGAAUCACGCAGAGUGCGAACUUGCAUUGGUUUCCGCACUUAAAUACCGUUCCUCCUCCCAUGGCCGCCAACUCCAUUCUCUGGCCUUGAAACUUGGUCUCUACUGCAACACCUUCAUUCAAAACAGCUUGAUCAACAUGUAUGCAAAAUGCGGUUCAAUUUCUGAUGCCCAAUUGUUGUUUGAGGCUUGUCCUAGGUUGGACAUUGUCUCUUGUAACAUUAUGAUUUCUGGGUAUGCGAAAGCUGGUCAAUUGAACAAUGCGCGCAAACUGUUUGACACAAUGCCUGACAAAGAUUGUGUCUCCUACACCACCAUGAUUAUGGGUCUUGUUCAAAAUGAUUGCUUUCGUGAAGCCCUUGAGGUUUUCAAGGACAUGAGGUCUCGUGGUGUGGUCCCUAAUGAUGUAACUCUUCUCAAUGUGAUAUCUUGUUGCCCACAUUUUGGUGAAAUUUUGAACUGUAGACUGAUUCAUGCGUUGUCGAUUAAGUUAUUUGUUGAGGGGUUGCUUUUUGUUUCCACGAAUUUGGUGCACGCGUACUGUGUUUGUUCCGGUUUAGGGGAAGCAAGGCGGUUGUUUGACGAAAUGCCUGAACGGAAUUUGGUAGCGUGGAAUGUAAUGUUAAAUGGAUAUGCAAAGACAGGACUUGUUGACUUGGCCAGGGAGUUGUUUGAGAGAAUUCCUGAUAAAGAUGUGAUUUCCUGGGGCACAAUGAUUGAUGGUUAUAUCUUAAAGAAUUGUUUGCAUGAGGCUUUGAUGAUGCAUCGUGCAAUGCUUCGAUCUGGACUGGGACCUAGUGAAAUCGUGGUUGUGAAUUUGGUCUCGGCGUGUGUUCGCUUCAAUGCAAUUGGUGAUGGUUGGCAAUUGCAUGGAAUGAUUGUUAAGAGAGGCUUUGAUUGUUACAAUGUGAUUCAGACUACAAUCAUUCAUUUUUAUGCAGCUUGUGGGAUGAUAGUCCUUGCCUGUUUGCAAUUUGAAGUGGGUGUAAAGGAUCACCUGGAAUCAUGGAAUGCUCUAGUUGCUGGAUACAUAAAAAAUGGGAUGAUGGACAAAGCAAGGCAAAUCUUUGAUCAGAUGCCUGAAAGAGAUGUCUUUUCGUGGAGUACCAUAAUUUCUGGCUAUGCACAAAUCGACCAGCCCAAAAUGGCUCUUGAACUCUUCCAUAAAAUGGUAGCCAGUGGAGUCAAACCAAAUGAAGUUACCAUGGCGGGUGUAUUCUCUGCAAUUGCCACAUUAGGCACACUGAAAGAAGGAAAAUGGGCCCAUGAAUACAUGUGCAAUGAAUCAAUUCCCUUGAGUGACAAUUUAUGUGCAGCUCUGAUUGAUAUGUAUGCAAAAUGUGGGAGCAUCAACACUGCCUUACAUCUUUUCAAUAAGAUUCGAGACAAAGCUUUUUCAGUAUCCCCAUGGAAUGCAAUUCUAUGUGGGUUAGCCUCGCAUGGACAUGCAACUAUGUGCCUAGAGGUUUUCUCUGAUACUCAAAGGUAUAAUAUUAAACCCAAUCCAAUCACAUUUAUAGGAGUCCUAAGUGCUUGUUGCCAUGCUGGACUGGUGGAGCCUGGUAGGAGAAUAUUUAGAAGCAUGAAGAGUGUGUAUAAUGUGGAACCAGAUAUCAAGCAUUAUGGUUGUAUGGUUGAUCUUUUGGGGAGGGCUGGGCUUUUAGAAGAAGCGGAGGAAAUGAUCAGGAACAUGCCAAUGGAGGCUGACGUUGUGAUAUGGGGAACUUUGUUAGCAGCAUGUAGAACUCAUGGAAAUGUCAAUAUAGGAGAGAGGGCUGCAAAGAGUUUAGCACAGUUGGCACCGUCACACGGUGGAGGUAAAGUACUCUUAUCAAACAUAUAUGCAGAUGCUGGAAGGUGGGAGGAUGUAUCAUUGGUAAGAAGAGUCAUACAGAUUCAAAGAAUGGAGAGAAUGUCUGGAUGCAGUGGUGUUGUAAGGUAGCUAGAAGAGUUUCAGUUCACUUAGAUUAUUUUGCUAAUUUUUUACGUGACGAUGCUGAUCUUUUGGUAUGAUCUUUUCUGUAGAAUCAUCAUGCAUUCAUAUUUUAUAAAUGUUUAGAAAUAAAAUAGGGUUUGGCAGCAGGUGUACUUUAAACACACUGUUAUUGUUAUUAUAUCAAUUUUCUAAUAUGUACAGCAUUACACGGGAUAAGGAGUUAUAUAUAAAUAUAAAUUAAAUUUUUAUUGAAAGUUGUAGUGUUUAAUUGCACUGAAUUCUGUAAUUUUUAACAAAAAUGGACUAUACAUCUUCUUAUCCUAUGAGCUUCAAGUGAGAAAAUAUGAGCUUCAAAAUAAUUUGUUUUGGAACUGCAAAGUGGAAAUAAGGGAUUAUUAGCUUUUCAUUUGUUACUGGAAAUAUAGAACAGAAAAGGGCAAGGUGGAGAUACAAAGAGCUUGAUGAAGAGGAAAUAGAAGAAACUACACCGCAUAGGCAAGAGGCUGAAGUAGGAUUGAUUAAAAGUUUAGAUUUAGAUCAUACAUGACAUAUAUGUUACAUGGUUAAAAGCAGUUUUCAGUAUGUGAUAUCCAUGUUAUUGUUAAUCAAAGAGGCUUUGUUUGU
Messenger RNA from Abrus precatorius (Indian licorice), 3383 nucleotides. RefSeq names its product pentatricopeptide repeat-containing protein At5g19020, mitochondrial. The transcript has a single exon. The record is from RefSeq and is a predicted model, not a curated record. Gene Ontology annotation, biological process: RNA modification. NCBI's taxonomy places the organism in Eukaryota, Viridiplantae, Streptophyta, Magnoliopsida, Fabales, Fabaceae. Gene Ontology annotation, molecular function: RNA binding; protein binding. Bases 639 to 2765 code for a protein of 708 amino acids.